ACCGUCAUGUUAACGAGCGAUGAGAUCCUGGAGCAAGCGGCUCGUGACGGCUCUAUCGACAUANUCGUACAUAACGAAUUUCCCACGCCAAAGGCUCCUCCACCGCCCAGUCCUCCAGUCCUAUUACCUGCUGCACCAGUCGUCCUCCCCUCAAACGACGACUCAGUCCGUCCACAAAAGUCGCCUGAACCCACCGUGCCAACAGCAGAGUCUUCCGAACCGGUAGCCAGUAUCGACAAGGAGAACACAGUGCCACGACCACCCGUGCCUUCCUUUGCCGCAAUUCCCCAAGUCCGCCAGCAAUCUCCUUCCUCACCUCUACCUCCAGAACUCUACACCCUCUACCACUACUCGAGGACCACACUAGAGAACAACUUUCCUAAGAACCCGCCAUACACAAUCCAACGCCUCGCAGAGCUAGUCCUACAUCCAAAGAGAUACUACCGCUACCUACCACCCUUCCUUCAAGCCCUCGAUCGCGUCGUCUCCGUCACCAGCACCGUCAACGAGUUCCCACUAGCCCAUGCCAACAUCGACUCUGCGAGCAGCUUCCUGGCGAACGGCGAGCCGAGCGAGAACCAUUCCGAACGCGAAGGCCUCGGAAGCGACGAAAGUCUGGGCGGCGCACUACUCACUCCGAUUCCCUGGUUGAAACGCGAGAACGGCCACCAUGAUUUCCGCAGCGAAAGUUCGCAAACCAUAGAAGGUCCCAAUGGCGUUGGCGUCAUCGAAACCGUUUCUGUCUCGAAUGGCGGAUCUGCCUCACCUCAAGAAGAAGACACAAGGAGUCAUGAACAACACUUGCGAGCAGAGGGUGGUGUCACACAAGGUGAACUGCUACGUCAAGAGCAGGAAGCAGGCAUUGUGCCCGUGGGUCAGGAAGUCCCGCGUCGCACCUUGAUGGCCGGUGGUUCAGCCAACGCCGUUGGAAGAGGAGAGAGCACAAUGGCCGUAGAGGAAGAAGCAGGAGAAAAGCCAGAGGAACAUGCACACGCGCGCGGCCCUGAGGAGAUUGGCGCUGAGGAUAUGGGUCCCCAACCAGAAGCCUCCAUUGGUGUCACAAGACCCUUGAACAUGGAAGCUGCAGCGGGUAGAGCAAAGUCGCCAGAAGUCUCACAGGACCAAAAGGGCAUGGAAGGCGACACUUCCAUAGAAAGCUUGAUGCAAGGCGAGGNNGAGGACAAGAAGGCAGAGCCCGAAAAGGAAAACCCAGGCGAAAAGGUCGAGCAAGCUGACGAAGAGAUGCCAGACGCAUAG
This is a messenger RNA of Aureobasidium musti, 1257 nucleotides long. Lineage: Eukaryota; Fungi; Ascomycota; Dothideomycetes; Dothideales; Saccotheciaceae. The record is from the annotation of a GenBank genome assembly.